AUGGCUGGACUCUUGAUUUUGUUUAACAAGACCUGGAUCGGAAGCUUUAUGGAAGUUGUUUUACUUUUCCUUGUUGAACUAUUGCAAACAUGUAUAGAUAUUAUUCAAAAAUUGGCUCUUCGUACAUCAACUUCUGAACGAAAGCCUAUCGAGGUUUCCGUUUAUGAGAACCAAAGGUGGUGGGCAGGCACGGGUUAUACAUCACAGAUGCUGAGAUCAGAAAGAGCAGCUUGGUCAAACAUCACUGGAUUAGAGCCACUGCCGCCAAAAGAAGAUAUUCCUCCACCAGCGCAUUAUACUUGGACAAAGGAUGACUGGUGUCUGGAUGCAAUAGGACCGUGGAUAGACGACGUGCUUGGUAUAGUAAUGACAGUUGAUUGUGAUCAGGAUGGCUGGGUGUACUCUGAUCAUAAGUGGUCUAAUCCUGUUGGAGCAUCAGAAUUACAUAAAGCGGGGACUAACGGACAGAUCGAUAAUACAAAGACAUUGACAAGAAGAAGGAGAUGGUAUAGAAAGGCCAUUCCUAUUCAUUCAUUAUAA
Messenger RNA from Rhizopus microsporus ATCC 52813, 540 nucleotides. RefSeq lists its product as uncharacterized. NCBI's taxonomy places the organism in Eukaryota, Fungi, Mucoromycota, Mucoromycetes, Mucorales, Rhizopodaceae. The transcript is spliced from 4 exons. Gene Ontology annotation, biological process: peroxisome organization. Gene Ontology annotation, cellular component: peroxisomal membrane. The record is from RefSeq and is a predicted model, not a curated record. The coding region runs from base 1 to 540 and encodes 179 amino acids.